This is a messenger RNA of Hydatigera taeniaeformis, 387 nucleotides long. The record is from the annotation of a GenBank genome assembly. Lineage: Eukaryota; Metazoa; Platyhelminthes; Cestoda; Cyclophyllidea; Taeniidae.
AUGGCGCCCCCUGCUCCCGCAUCUAAGAAGACUGAGUCCAAAUCAUCCGCGCAGCCAACCUCUAAAAAGACUAAAGCGUUGGACUCUAUCAACAGUCGAUUGGCUCUGGUUUUCAAAAGUGGGAAGGCUGCCAUUGGGUAUCGUCACACACUUCGUACUCUCCGUCGCGGAGGUGCGAAGCUUAUAAUUAUUGCGAGCAAUACCCCUCCACUGAGAAAGGCAGAGAUAGAAUAUUAUGCUAUGCUGUCAAAGACUGGCGUACAUCACUACAAUGGCACAAAUCAUGAUCUGGGCACCGCUUGUGGUAAAUACUUCCGCGUAAGUACUCUGGCCAUCGAAGAUCCUGGUGACUCGGAUAUCAUUCGCUCUAUGCCUAAUGAGUCCUAG